Molecule: messenger RNA, 795 nt
Organism: Emys orbicularis (European pond turtle)
Lineage: Eukaryota; Metazoa; Chordata; Testudines; Emydidae
Gene: BASP1
Product: brain abundant membrane attached signal protein 1
Exons: 2
Coding region: 58-795 (245 amino acids)
Biological process (GO): negative regulation of DNA-templated transcription
Cellular component (GO): cytoplasm; nucleus
Molecular function (GO): transcription cis-regulatory region binding; transcription corepressor activity
Source: RefSeq, a predicted model, not a curated record
CAGAGCACACAAACACACAAAGGGGGAGAGAGGAAAAUAUAAAAAAGAACUCCAAACAUGGGAGGCAAACUUAGCAAGAAGAAGAAGGGGUACAAUGUGAAUGACGAAAAAGCUAAAGACAAGGACAAGAAGGCUGAGGGAGCAGCUACUGAGGAAGAGGAGACUCCAAAACAGAAUGAGGAUGCCCAGCAAACCACAGAGACCGCAGAAGUGAAGGAGAACAACAAGGAGGAGAAGGGUGAUAAAGAGUCCCAGGUUGCUGCCAAUAAGACAGAAGACAAAGAAGGGGAAAAAGAAAAAGCCGUGAGCCAGGAAGAAGUCCAGAAAUCUGAACCAGAGAAGCCAGAGGCCGUUGUCGACGCAAAAGUGGAGCCACAGAAGAACAAUGAACAACUGGCAUCUAAGCAAGAGGAACAGACUUCAGCCUCUGCUCCUGCUGCCAGUAGUGAAGCACCUAAAACUUCUGAGCCCAGCAAUGAUGCAAAAGUUUCCCAGCCUUCAGAAGCCACAGCUACUAGUAAAGCAGAUGACAAGAGCAAAGAGGAAGGGGAAGCCAAAAAGACUGAGGCUCCCGCAGCACCUGCAGCGCAAGAAACUAAAAGUGAUGUGGCCCCAGCUUCAGACUCAAAACCUAGCAGCAGCGAGGCUGCACCUUCUUCCAAGGAGACCCCAGCAGCAACAGAAGCACCUAGUUCUACUCCCAAGGCUUCAGCACCUGCAGCCCCACCAGAGGAAGCGAAAUCUUCUGAAGUUCCAGCGACUAAUUCGGAUCAAACCAUAGCAGUGCAAGAUUAA